AUGGAACAUUUCAAAAAGUAUUCCCGAGCAUCCAAAGAAAAUCCUGUUUUACUUAUAUUCGACAAUCAUGAAAGCCUUAUAAGCAUAGAUGUAGUCAACUUUGCCAAAGAGAAUGGUAUAACAAUAGUAACGAUCCCUCCGCAUUGCAGCGGUAAGCUGCAACCGUUAGAUGUUGCUGUUUAUUCUUCAUUUAAGUCACGUUAUAACAGAGUUUUGAAUAACUGGAUGCUAUCAAAUCCAGGGAAAACGGUGACGAUAUAUAAUAUACCGGAGCUUAUAAAGACAUUGAUGUCAGACGCCUUUAGUCAGGCGAACAUCCUUAGUGGGUUUAGAAAGAGCGGCAUUCAUCCUUUUAAUCCUGAUAUUUUCACUGAGGAAGAAUUCAUGUGCUCUGCAGUCACUGACAGAAGUUUCUUGGGCGAUGACGAUAUUCUUUCUGCUCAUUCGACUCUUCAAGACCAUUCGGCUCGACUGACUUUUUCUAAUAGUAUAGAAAACCCGUCAUCUUCCUUUGACAAUCCCUCUAUGCGUUGUGAUCAAAAUGGUGCUCACUUAGAUAAGGUUCCACUUGUAGCUCCGGCAGCAAUAAGGCCUUACCCAAAAGCUUCGCCCAGGAAGAAAACACGGGCAUGGUCGUCAGCCAGGAAAAACAAAAAUCUUAACCGAAACUCCUGA
This is a messenger RNA of Acanthoscelides obtectus, 675 nucleotides long. Lineage: Eukaryota; Metazoa; Arthropoda; Insecta; Coleoptera; Chrysomelidae. The record is from the annotation of a GenBank genome assembly.